Molecule: messenger RNA, 285 nt
Organism: Ahaetulla prasina
Lineage: Eukaryota; Metazoa; Chordata; Lepidosauria; Squamata; Colubridae
Product: small ribosomal subunit protein eS24-like
Exons: 1
Coding region: 1-285 (94 amino acids)
Biological process (GO): translation
Cellular component (GO): ribosome
Molecular function (GO): structural constituent of ribosome
Source: RefSeq, a predicted model, not a curated record
AUGAAUGAUACAAUCACCAUCCGAACAAGGAAGUUCAUGACAAACUGGCUGCUUCAGCAUAAGCAUAUGGUAAUUGAUGUCCUUCAUCCUGGAAAAGCCAUUGUACCCAGAACAGAAAUCCUUGAGAAGUUGGCAAAAAUGUAUAAGACAACACCAGAUGUCAUUUUUAUCUUUGGCUUCAGGACCCAUUUUGGUGGUGGGAAACUAGACGGCUUUGACAUGAUCUAUGAUUCUCUAGACUAUGCAAAGUCUAGAAAAGAAAUAAAUAAAAGUUACUUUUUAUAA